Molecule: messenger RNA, 162 nt
Organism: Sodiomyces alkalinus F11
Lineage: Eukaryota; Fungi; Ascomycota; Sordariomycetes; Glomerellales; Plectosphaerellaceae
Exons: 2
Coding region: 1-162 (53 amino acids)
Source: RefSeq, a predicted model, not a curated record
AUGAUUCAUGACCGACACGACAACAAAGCCCAAACGGAUACCAUGGAGGAAGCUUCGUUUCUUGGAUUGGACAAGGGUGCACACCAGUGCCAGCUUGGCAGUGCAAUUUUCCAGGACAACUCAUCAUCCAAAUCAGCACCUCUACUGGGACAUUCGGUAUAG